UCAGUUUAAACAAGUGUGUUACGUUUCAUUUCAAGCCACUUGUUAUUCAAAUUAGUAACCAUUUCUGUAGAGUAACAAAUAGCUUUGUUUUUCAUAGGAAUAUUUAUGUUACAAUUUAGUGAAAAAGUGUUGGUAAAAGAAAAUCUUUCAAAUGGGAAAGGCGCAGCAGACGUUGACAGGAGUGGCCGCCUCAUUCGCCGCUCUCCUGAUGGGUUCCUUAAAUGUGUGGACUUCAUACACUCUUCAGCACUUCACAUCACCAAACAGUACGAUCUUGGAGACACCAAUGACAGAAUUCCAAGCGUCUCUGGUGGGCAGUUUACCGUCUUUGGGCGCCAUGAUCGGAUCGGCUAUAACUGGAGCUCUGAUAAAUAGCUAUGGAAGAAAACUAGGGGCGAUUAUGCUGGUGUUGCCAUAUAUUUUCCAUUGGGUCACAAUAUUCAUGUCAUCGUCCGCGUUGCCGAUCAUGGUGGCUCGGUUCAUCGGCGGGAUUCCGGGCGGGGCGUAUGUCGUGUACGCACCCAUAUACAUCUCGGAAAUAGCAGAGCCCGCCAUUAGAGGGUCUUUAGCUUCAGCAACCGUGACAUUUUACUUCAUGGGUGCGAUUGUAUCGUAUCUGAACGGUUGGUUCAUCUCCUACCGCACCAUCAUUCUCAUAAACCUGGCCCUCUGCGCCAUCAAUAUCGUCCUUUUGUCGCUGGUCGUAGAGAGCCCAAUGUUCCUCCUUAGACAGAACAAGGAACAGGCGGCGCUAAAAGCGCUAGCGCACUACAGGGACGGAUCAACGACGUCCAAAAGCGUCCUUGAGGAGCUCUCUGCGAUGAGACAGCAGCUUUACUCGCCGAUUGAGAUGGCCAGUGUACGAACAGGGCCAGAGGUGGAGGAAGGCGAAAAAGAGAAAUUAAACGCUGACCAAGUCGAAGUUGUGAUUCCGCCUAAAGUGCCUGCUUGGAAAUUAUUAUUCACGUCCCGAUCCAGCCGUAGAGCCUUUUUAGCAGUCGGGACAAUACUAACACUACAGGUCUUGAUGGGUGCCGUUGCAGUGCAAGUAUACGCAGGGCAGAUCUUCGCAAAAGCGGCGCCUGGCAAAUCAUCAAGCUUCUGUUCUGUGCUGGUCGCACUGACUUCCUUCGGUGGCUGCGCACUUGCGAUGGCCAUCACAGACAAGGCUGGAAGACGGGCUUUAAUAAUAUCAUCGUCAGUAUUAUCGGCGCUCUGCAUGGGCGCUCUAGGUGCCCAGCUACAGUCGGGCACACCACCGCUGCUAACUGCAGGGACUAUCCUGGUCUUCUGCUUUUUGUUCAACUACGGCGCUGGACCCAUUCCUUAUGUGUUAAUGGCUGAAGUCUUCAGUCCGGAGGUCCAAAGCAUCGCCUCAAUGAUCCUGAUGGAGAGCAUGUGGUUCACCAAUUUCCUACUCAUCGCCAUUUUCCCCACCAUCCUAUCCCUGGUGGGAAUGCACGGCGCAUGCUUUGGCUUCGCAUGCGUCGCGCUUGGGAACGCAUGCUUUUCCUACUUCCGAGUCCCGGAGACGAAAGGGCUGAGUGGGAAGGACAUACAGGCGUUGUUUGCUAAAUAAAUUUUGUAGAAUAGAG
Messenger RNA from Leguminivora glycinivorella, 1595 nucleotides. RefSeq names its product facilitated trehalose transporter Tret1-like. The record is from RefSeq and is a predicted model, not a curated record. NCBI's taxonomy places the organism in Eukaryota, Metazoa, Arthropoda, Insecta, Lepidoptera, Tortricidae. Gene Ontology annotation, biological process: transmembrane transport. The transcript has 10 exons. Gene Ontology annotation, molecular function: transmembrane transporter activity. Gene Ontology annotation, cellular component: membrane. The coding region runs from base 152 to 1579 and encodes 475 amino acids.